UCCAGCGGGAAUUGAACACGGAACAUCAGGACUACGAAUCCCGAGCGCUGUCCACUUAGCUGUCAGCCCCCUUGUGGCGCUGGGAACUGUAGUGCAUUACAGCAUACAGUUGAAUAAGCCUGUUCUCGCCGGUGUUCCCAACGUCAAGAAACUGUCGUCCUAAAGGGCCCUAACCUAACCAACCAGAGGACCCACGACCAGCAAACGGGACACGUUUGUCAUUUCGGCAGCCGCUACUAUUGUCGUGAAUGACAUUAACGUCUUCUGUGAGGAAUAAGCGUGAGACGAAGGCAGGAAACACCACUUCCUAUGUAGGUGAGUCUCCCGCCCCAAGUCUGGCCCCACUGGACGAGGCAUACCGCCCAGCGCCCUCAUCUUUCUUGUCAAGAGCGGGCGACGAGGAGCAGCGUGGUGGGUGUGGGCAGACUGUGUGGCCACGGGCGUCACGGGACCCAGGCAUGAACAGUGGCCCUUGAGAGCGACCAGUCGUCGAGGAGGGCCGGGGUCCUCAACCCCUCGCCCUCACACCACGCCCCAGUGUUCUACGGGAGUCCACCCAAGUCCGCCCCAGCACCCGUGCUCCCUCACCACGACGUGGUAGUCUUGACUACUUAGUUACACUUGAGCCGGAGUGUGGAAGGCGACGCCAACCUCCAUUCUCGUUGCUGGUGCCUCUAAGCAGAACCGCCUGCCGAGGGCUCCCGCGAUGCGUCUCCUGACCCUGGCGCUGAUGGGGGCGCUCCUGCUUCUGCUGCCCCCGCCGGCAGAGACCCUCAGAGCGGAGAACAGUCUGCAGGAGAAGACCAUCACGGCCAUCCAACACCUGGCCGAGGUGCUCGGGGAACUCAAUGAGUCCCUCACCCAGGACCAACCCUCCAGUCCUACCCCCAACUCCAUUCCUGGAAGUGAGUGGACGGUGGUGGAUAUGGCGGGCAACCUGACGGAGACGCUGCUGCAUCUCAUCGACACCAUCCAGGAGAACACCAGAGCUCUCACACACCUCCAGCAGCAGCAGCAGCAGGGGCAGCAGGGGAGAGAAGAAGGUGUAAAGUGUCCUCCGCCGUUUUCUAUGCUGGGUUCGGAGUGCUUCUACGUGAACAAGUACCUGCGUGUGAGCUGGGGCGAGGCGCGCAGGUUCUGUCAGGGUCUCCUGGCGGACCUCGCCACGCCCAAAGACGUCAAUAGCCUCCGGGGCAUGCUCCUCGACAAGUUCCCUGAGGACGACUGCCGCUUCUUUUGGCUCGGAGCCAUAGAGACCACCAUUGAGGGCGUGUGGGAGUGGGUGUCGAAGUCUCGAGUCAUGAGGAGGGAGUGGGCGAGCGGCCAGCCCGACGGAGGCAACGAGAACUGCGCGGUGUUGAGCCGAGACGAGUUCCCAGCCCUGCACGACAGUCCCUGCUACGCUCACACCACCUUCAUCUGCCAGAAGAGCACCACGGAGCCCGUCGUCCAGAACGCUGCUUAGAGUGUCGGUAGUCCGACACCGGGAGGCCUGGUCGACGACCAGGCCGCGGGGACGCUAAGCCCCGGAAGCACCUCAAGGCUAAGGUAGUCAGUAGAGCUGCCUCUCGCAUGGGCGGUAAUCAAGCUAAUGUUCUCUGCUACGUCAGUGGUAUAGUUCUGUUAGCACCGACCAAAGAUACUUUGGGAAAGUGUUAUACAUAUCUGUGAAUGAUAUAGUGCUGAAUACAACCUCAUGUUCAGUCCGCCCAAAUGUGCUGCAGUUGCUUUUUAAUUCACUGGACUAGUUUUUAUCUAGAUGCUGAAGUAAUCUACCGGGCAGAGAGAUCCCGGUAACAUAUUCCAUAAAGGCAUCUGAGUCAUCUAACUUAAGCUACGAACAAAUUUCAUUAUGAGUGAAUUUGGUCGUCUUGAUUCCCGGUCGAAUGUAACGUUAUUUAACAGUGUCUCAAAUUGUUUGGAGGCGACCUAUGGAACCUGUAUAAUGGUAACUUUGGUUAACUCAAUUGUGUAUUGAGGUAAUGUUUAAGACGAACCGUAGGAGUCCAUGCCACACACACACACACACACACACACACACACACACACACACACACACACACACACACACACACACACACACACACACACACACACACAGCACUACUGCCUGACCUGAUGCUAAGACAACAUGAGCAUAUCUAAACAGUGUGAUAAGAGGGGGACACAUCUACUUAACAGCUUUGUUCAUGAUGCAACUUAGUGGUAGUUUAGAACAAUAAUUACCUAUGCCCAUGUUUUCAAGUUUCUAAUAAGCUUGAAUAUCUUGUGUAAUUUUUGUGUAAAUAAAUAUUUUAUAUUUAAA
Procambarus clarkii (red swamp crayfish) is the source of this 2305-nucleotide messenger RNA. NCBI's taxonomy places the organism in Eukaryota, Metazoa, Arthropoda, Malacostraca, Decapoda, Cambaridae. The record is from RefSeq and is a predicted model, not a curated record.